Emys orbicularis (European pond turtle) is the source of this 2131-nucleotide messenger RNA. It is a transcript of the gene CCDC93, whose product is annotated as coiled-coil domain containing 93. Lineage: Eukaryota; Metazoa; Chordata; Testudines; Emydidae. The transcript has 23 exons. The coding region runs from base 19 to 1872 and encodes 617 amino acids. Gene Ontology annotation, biological process: Golgi to plasma membrane transport. The record is from RefSeq and is a predicted model, not a curated record.
GGCUGGAGAGCGGGGGCGAUGGGCGCCCCCAAGGGACACGGGUACCAGGCUCCGCAGGAGGUUGAAACCAGAGAAGAUGAAGAACAAAACAUCAAAUUGACUGAAAUUUUGGAGUUGCUGGUGGCAGCUGGGUAUUUCAGGGCAAGAAUCAAAGGGUUAUCACCCUUUGACAAGGUAGUUGGUGGCAUGACCUGGUGCAUCACUACUUGCAGCUUUGACAUUGAUGUUGAUCUAUUGUUUCAGGAAAACUCUACAAUUGGUCAGAAAAUUGCCUUAACAGAGAAAAUUGUGUCUGUCUUACCAAAAAUGAAGUGCCCCCAUCGUUUGGAGCCUCAUCAGAUCCAGGGACUGGAUUUCAUUCACAUAUUCCCUGUUGUACAGUGGCUGGUGAAACGUGCAAUAGAAACUAGAGAAGAAAUGGGAGACUAUAUCCGCUCCUAUUCCAUAUCCCAGUUUCAGAAAACUCGUAGUCUACCAGAGGAUGACGAGUUUAUGCAAAGGAAAGAGAAGGCUAUCAAAACAGUUACCAAUAUCUUUGAGGUUUAUAAACCCCAGAGAAAAUACAAACGUCAGGAUGGAGCAGAAGAGCUGCUAGAUGAGGAGUCUAAGGUUCACGCCACACUUUUGGAAUAUGGCAGGAGGUAUGGAUUUAGCAGACAAGCAGGCAAAAUGGAGAAGGCUGAAGACAAAAAAAUGGUACUACCUCAAGGACUUGCAGCGUCAGGAAAGGCUGAUGCCUAUGAUGAUGAUGACCUUCAAGCUGCUGAAGAGCUUCGCAUUAAAACACUGAUGACUGGAAUGGCUGCAAUGGCAACAGAAGAGGGCAGGUUAACAGCUAGCACAGUAGGUCAGAUUGUUGGACUCCAAUCUGAUGAGAUCAAGCAGAUAGUGUCGGAGUAUGCUGAAAAGCAAUCUGAGCUUUCUUCUGAGGAGCGUCCAGAAAGACUCGGAGCUGCCCAGCAGCACCGAAGGAAAGUGGCAUCACUAAACAAGCAAAUCUCGCAGAAAACCAAACUUUUGGAAGAGUUGCAAGCUAAAUGUGCUGACCUGCAAGCAGCCUGUAGUGAAGCAAAGAAGACAUUAACUGAGGUUAAGAGUUACAGUGAUAAAUUGGACAAGGAGCUGGCAGCCUUAGAAACGGUGGAAUCCCAAGCAGAUUCUAGCAUAUUGCAGAACCUACGAGCACUGGUGGCUAUGAAUGAAAAUCUCAAAAGUCAAGAGCAAGAGUUCAGAGCUCAUUGCAGGGAAGAGAUGGCACGCCUACAGCAAAAUAUUGAGAGUUUGAAAGCCGAAGCAGAGGAAAAUGGGGAAGAAAAGGAACCUAAUAAGAUUAUAGACCAGCAAUACAAAACUGAAAAAGAUAAGCUUCAGAAGAUCAGACUAUUACUGGCCCGAAGAAAUAGAGAGAUAGCUAUUUUACAACGCAAGAUUGAUGAGGUACCCAGCAGAGCGGAGUUAACUCAGUAUCAGAAGAGAUUUAUCGAACUUUAUGGUCAGGUGUCAGCAACUCACAAAGAAACCAAGCAGUUCUUUACUCUCUAUAAUACAUUGGAUGAUAAGAAGGUAUAUUUGGAAAAAGAGGUUAACUUGCUGAACUCAAUUCAUGAUAAUUUCCAGCAAGCAAUGGCCUCUUCUGGUGCUCGUGAGCAGUUUCUGCGGCAGAUGGAACAGAUUGUAGAAGGAAUUAAACAGAAUCGAAUGAAGAUAGAAAAGAAGAAACAAGAAAACAAAAUGCGAAGAGACCAGUUAAAUGAUGAAUACCUGGAACUGCUAGAGAAACAGAGGCUCUACUUUAAAACGGUGAAAGAAUUUAAAGAGGAGUGCCGUAAGAAUGAAAUGCUGCUAUCCAAGCUGAAAGCCAGUUCUUCCUGAGGAACUCCUCUAGCCAGUGAAUUUUAGAAUUGAUUGUUCGGUCCAUAAAUUGAAUACUUUCUGUGGUAACAGUGAUAACUGCAAUGCCUAGAUACAUGUAUAUUGCUAUAUAAGUCUUUAUUUUUCAAUCUGUAGUCUGUUCUACAUUACUUUGUCCAGUGGCUGUUUAUUCUUGAUCCCCUCCAUUACACAGUAAAGAGUUAAUGCAUUAUAGUAAAUUAGGAAUGUUGUCUAAUUUUAUUUAUUUGUUUUUCACAAU